GCAGAGAUCGAGAUUCACAAUAUUGACGUUAAACCUCUGCCUCCUCUAUACAAAGAGGUACAGUUUUAAAUGUCAAAAUGGCAUGGAUAUAUGAAGAUUUAAUUUAAUUGAGAUGAAGAAAAAUAAUUAAAGCUUUGUGGCUAAGUAUUUUACAAGUAUAUAUGAUUUUUACCUCAUUAAAGUAGCCUUAAAAAUAUCGCCAAUUUGUUAAUUUUCAGUUUUUAUGUCAAAAUGAGUCCAUCUCUUUUAAUUCAAGAUUUACUAAUAUCUUGAGAUUUUUGCUCAAUUUUACGAUAGCUUAUAGACAGAUAAAGAGUUUGAGUGUAUGCAAACGCAUGAUUUCUCUCAUCAAAUCAUAGCUCAAAUAUGGAGCCUCCAAUUCUGAAUCUGCCAGAUGAGGUAACUUUUAUGAUGCAAGCUGGCUUAGCCAGAGAUUCCAUCACUGUUGAUGUUGGUGACCUGAAUUUGAAAAGUCUUAAAGAUCUUGCAUGUAAUUUUGUUGAUAAAAAGUUUCCUGAUCAUAAUUUAAAUCGAUUAACAGAAAGGUUGAUUCUUUUUCGGCAUGACUAUAAUACUACAAACAUUUUACAUCCUAUCAAUGUUGCAUCUGAAGUUUCUGAAGGCACUUUAGUAGAAAUUGUUGUUUCAGGUAAAGAUCCAUCUGAAGAUAUUCAGAUUAUGCCACAUGCUCUCACUGUUCAUUCUUAUAAAACUCCCACAUUCUGCGAUUUUUGUGGUGAAAUGCUAUUUGGGCUUGUUAGACAAGGCUUAAAAUGUGAAGGCUGUGGAUUAAAUUUUCAUAAACGCUGUGCCUACAAGAUACCCAAUAAUUGUACCCACACACGACGAAGACGUUCAGCUACAUCGCUUUACCCACGAAGUCCUACAGAAUCAUUAGGACAUACUACGAGCAGUGCAGCUAGUUUUGAUGACACAAUGUUAGGAGGAUCAUCCCCUAGUCGUGCUCGAUCUCCUUCAUUAAACAUGGGUCGACCUGUCUGGGUUGAAAGAGAACUUGCUGGUCGUAUCCGAGUCCCUCAUACUUUUGUAGUUCAUUCCUAUACAAGACCCACUGUCUGUCAGCAUUGUAAAAAGCUACUCAAAGGCCUCAUCAGACAAGGACUGCAAUGCAAAGAUUGUAAAUUCAAUGUGCAUAAAAAAUGCAUGGAAAAGGUACCAAUGGACUGUGCGGGAGAAGCACCAAAGGAAUGGGCUACGGAAGCAGGUCGUAAUGGAGAUGGCGAACCAGAAGGUGAAAGAGAAAGCAUUGAAGAUGAAUCAGACAAUGAAAGUGAACAAACAGAAAAAGUUAAUGAAAAUCAAGAUAGUCAAGAAAAUCAGGAUAGCCAAGAUAAUCCUGAUGAAGAUUCCAAGAUUCCUGCAAAUGUUACCUCAAGCAACAAUAUCCCUUUAAUGAGGAUUGUUCAAAGUAUAAAACAAAUGAGAAGAAAAGGUUCCAAAAUAUUAAAAGAGGGUUGGAUGGUACAUUUCACCAGCAAAGACAACAUGAAUCGGAAACUCUUCAGGUUUUCUUCUGAAUAUUUUCCAGUCAAGAAAAAACGACAUUAUUGGAGACUAGAUACAAAAUCAAUAAUUUUAUUCCAAAAUGAAACCACAACUAAAUAUUAUAAGGAAAUUCCAUUGUCUGAGAUCCUGUCUGUUGAACCUACCAAACAACAAGUGAGUAAGGAAUCAGGUCAGACAUACUGCUUUGAGCUUCGAACUGCUAAUGUAGAUUACUACAUUGGAGAAGACCCUGAUAUAUCAAGGGGCUGGGAAGUUGCAAUUCGUCAAGCCUUAAUGCCUGUUACUGCUCCUACUACAAUAACUCUCAUAAAAGAUGCUGGAGCCCCUCAACAUGAUGAUAAUAUUGAAAAAUCGGAAAACAUAGAGCAAAAUAUUGAUAUUAGCCUUCAGUAUCAAAUUUUUCCGGAGGAGGUUUUGGGUUCUGGUCAGUUUGGAGUAGUUUAUGGUGGUGUUCAUCGAACAAGUGGGCGAGCUGUAGCAAUCAAAGUAAUUGAAAAAGUUCGUUUCCCAACCAAACAAGAAGCUCAACUCAAAAAUGAAGUGUCUAUAUUACAAAAUAUUCAUCAUCCUGGUGUUGUAAAUUUAGAAAAAAUGUUUGAAACUCCUGAAAGAAUUUUUGUAGUCAUGGAAAAAUUAAAAGGUGAUAUGUUAGAAAUGAUACUUUCAAGUGAAAUGAGAAGACUUUCUGAAAGAAUUACUAAAUUUCUUGUAUUCCAGAUAUUAUCAGCUCUUCGUCAUCUCCACUUUAAAAAUGUUGUCCACUGUGAUUUGAAACCUGAAAAUGUGCUCUUAUCAUCAGAUUCAGAUUUUCCCCAGGUAAAAUUAUGUGAUUUUGGUUUUGCUCGAAUCAUUGGAGAAAAAUCAUUUCGAAGAUCAGUUGUAGGAACACCAGCAUACUUAGCACCUGAAGUUCUUCGCAAUAAAGGAUAUAACAGAUCUUUAGACAUGUGGUCUGUAGGUGUAAUAAUUUAUGUAAGUUUAAGUGGAACCUUUCCAUUCAAUGAAGAUGAAGACAUCAAUGAUCAAAUACAAAAUGCUGCUUUCAUGUAUCCACCAACUCCAUGGAAAGAAAUUUCUCCUGAAGCUAUUGAUUUAAUCAAUAAUCUUCUUCAAGUGAAAACAAGGAAGCGAUUUACAGUUGAUAAGUCAUUGUCUCAUACAUGGCUACAAGAUUACCAAACAUGGUGUGAUCUUCGAGAACUGGAGAGUCAAGUAGGCUGGCGGUACUUGACUCAUGAGUCAGAUGAUGCACGCUGGGAAGCAUAUCGUCGUGAACACAACCUUCCGCCACCACCUCCUGUGCCACAGGAGAGAAUGACUGAUCGCAUUCCACGGGCUCCCUCCAAGCUCAUGCCGUGCCCAGAGGCCAAAAAGGAGGAAGAGUCAAACAAUAAUGUUUUUGCAAGGAUACGCCUCUGAACUGAAAGAUUGAAUUUAUGCCUUUUUGCAUUGCUUUCUUGAUGCUCAUAGAUUGUUCGUGAAAUUGCCUUUACAAUGAAAGGGCAGUAAAAAUUUGAUGACUGAGCAUGCCACUUAAGUAUUUAUAUAUGAAGCUAAAAUUCAAAAUUUAUUUUUGUCUUGAAAUAGUUUAUAUCCUAUAUAUUUGGGAAUUUCAAUUUUCAUUUGGUGAAAAUCUUGUAGUUUAUUCUUUCUAUUCUAAUUGUGACUCGAUAUUAAUUUCCUAAAUCGUUAAAAUUUUGCCAUGCAUUUACCACUAAUUGGGAAAAUGCUUUAAAUUAAAUAAAAUUUUUUCAUAUUGUUUGUAUCAGUAAUCGAGCUUCUGAAAAAAAAUUAAUUUGAAUUUUUAUUUGAUCAUUCCCUUUCUAUUGGCUAUAUUUAGUGAAAUAUUCUUGACACACUAGCAUUUUAAACAAAAGAAAGUUCUGCUUUCCUGCAAAUAAAAUUGAGCAGGAUUUUGUUAUUUUAAAUAACCUCUUGGAUAUGUUGAUUGGUGAAUCUUCCUUUCAAUUCCUAUUUAAUCUUCUGAAAAUGCCUCAUAACUUGAUCAAUUUUGGUUUCAGAAGAGUGGAACUUAUUUAUUUAUGGUGUGGUAGCAUAAAGAAUAUUGUUUUAAAUGUGAAUAAUAGAACCAAUGGAUUGCAUGAAAAUUUUGUCAUCAAUAUUUUUCAACAAUGCAUUUAUUGAUUUAAAUUGCAUAAAAUAUAAUCCUUUACAUCAUUAGAAAUUUUUUUAAAUUGGAAAUAUAUGCCUUUCUCUGCAAGUUAAGAAAUUUGUUAUUAGAUCACGAUUAGAAUAGACAUCCUGCAUUAAUAUAUAUAUAUAUACAUAUAUAUGCUAAUAUUUUGAAUCCAUUUUGUUUUUAUUUAAAUUUUUAAAGAUUUUUUUAAAAAAUAUGUUGAGGUUAUAUUUUGAAACAUGUGCAUGUUCUGCCUUUCAAUACUUACUGCCCAAAUCCAUUUGUGUGCAACAAAAGGAGUGUCGUAUUUUAAGGGACAUUUUGUACAUAUUGUGGCAACCGGUUUUGCCUUGUAAUUGGUAAUUGUUUCUGAUAUUUUUCAUUUGUGAUCUAUUUCAUUCCCCCCCACAAGUGUUAUUGUGUUCAUUCAUAUGCUGCUGAACAUUCCAGAUUUUAAAAUGUUAAUCAGAUUAUUCUAUUUAUUUUAUGUUGAUGGUGAAAUAGUUUUUCUGUGUGUAUGUGUGUGUUUAUGUACAUAUAUGUAAACUUCCAGAAACAUAUGGACAUCGAAAAAGCCUGCUACCAGAUGUUUAUUUAAUUUGUGUUUAUAUUUUUUGUGCAUAUUUAUACUCGGAGUGGAUUUACAAAGUUCUUAAAGAAUUUUAUUUUGUUUGAUAAUCUUAUUUAUUAUCAGAUGUUUACUUUAUGCUUUUAAGGAAACAGAGGGCAACUUCAGAUGUGAUAAAAAUAUAGAUGGAAUUUUCAUUCUGUUUUAUCAUUCCUGAUAGUCAGUUAGUCAGCAUUUAUUCUUUCUUGAUAUGCAGGCUUUAUUUAAUAAAUAUAGUUUAAUUUUAUAUUAGAUGGUUUUUUAUGUUAAAAUAUGUUGAUUAGUUAUAAAUUAUUUAAUAUUUUUUUCAAUUUGGAAUUAUUUAAAAUUGUUCUACUUUUUUCAGUUUAUUUUAAAUUGUUCUCUUUUUUUUUAUUUCAAUUUGGGAUCAUUUAAAUUGUUGAUCUGACAUCGAGAAAAAAGAAAAAUAAGAAGAAAAAAAAAUGGGUGCUACUUUUAUUCUCAAAAGAUGAUCAAAAUAUCUAUCUAUAUAUAUAAUAUUUUUUAACUUGGAUUUUCUGUAUUUUAUCAAUUUUAUUCUAAAUGUGCUUGAACAAGAGUGCCAAAGUUUGUGUGUUUUAUUUACACACAAUAUUUGCAGUUUUGUUGAGUUAAUUUAAAGAUUACUUAACCGAAAAAAUUGAUCAUUAAUCAUUUUAUUUGUUAAUAUUAUAAUUUUUAUUAUCAAUGUUUUAUUUCAUUAAAAAUAGUCCAAUUGUAUUUUUUCUCUAUUAUUUAUCAUUUACUCUUGUGCAAUGAAUUAUUAAAUGUAUAACAUCGUACUUUUGUUUAUGCUUAACCAAUUAAAUGAGUAGUAGGUGUCCUCUUUUACUUAUGUGUGGUAUUUUUUCAUAAUAUAAUUCCAGUAUUUCAGUUUAGUUCCUAUUUUUUUAAAUGCUUUUUUUUUUUUUUUUCCAUUUGGGUAUUGCAUAUGAAAAUAUAAUACAGGAAUGGUAUAUCUGAUUUUUCUCUAAAAUUAAAUUUCUAAUAUUUUUUAUUUGUAUAUUAUAUAACUGAUAUAUGUGGAAAAAAGAUAAAGCUCAUAGUAUCCAAACAAUGCAGUAGGUCCAUAGAUAUACUUUUAUACAUCACUCUCUGACAAAAUUUCAAAGCUUUUAUUUAUCAGCAUGAUUUUACAGUUCACUUAUAUUAAAAGUUUUCACUCAUGAUAUAUAUAUAUAUAUUUGUUUUUAUAAUUUGCAUGUUUUUACUAUCAUUAAAUAUCAUCUAAUUCCAUGUGCCUGUUCAUGUAAGAAAUUAUAAUGUGCCUGUUGGAAAGUUAAAAACCAUAUGUUUUUAAAAAUUGUCCAGUCUCUAUAUUACAUUUUGUUAUUGUAAGGUACUUUUUUUUAUGUAAUCAUUAAAUUUGUUUAUUUAAAGAAUUCUGAAUAAUAAGAAUAGAUUUUUAGGUAGCUCAGGCAUUUGCAUUCUGCUUCCCAGAGAUUUUGCUUUUUAAAAUUGUUUUCUUUUAUUUCAUUAAUGUGAAUCUUUCAAUUCCCUCUCCUUACCUCAAAAGAGGUAUCAAAUCAAUGCAUAGUAUCAUACUUUUAUUUGUGUUUAACAAGUGAAAUGAGUAAUAGGUAUGCUCUUUUUACUUAUGUAUGGUAUUAUUUCAUGAUAAGGCACAUAAGUAAAAAAAGAACACCUACUUUUCCCAUUUUCCUUAUAUCCUCUCCUCCCCCUCUAAAAUAGCCCUAAAUAAUAAAAUUGUCAAAGUAUGAAACAUUAAAUUUGAUUGAAGAGUCACAGAUUAUUGGAUUUCCAUAUUUUUUCAAUAAAAAACAGUACUUUUGCCAGUUGACAAAAAAAAAAAAAUCAUAAUCUCUGCGUAGGAAUUUUGAUUGCAAAUCUCUGCAAAGGGUUGCUAUUUUUCGUGUAAUUAUAGUUGAUAGUUAUUUGAACAUUCAAGAUUAUUAUUAUGAACAACAAAACAAAUAAAACUGUACAGCUAAAUUUUGAUAUAUUUAUUAUAUAUUUGCAGACAUUGCUUAUCAUGCAAAUGUAAUUAUAUAUAUUACAUAAAAUUAUUCAUAUUAUAUUAAUUA
Messenger RNA from Argiope bruennichi, 6316 nucleotides. Its product is annotated as serine/threonine-protein kinase D3-like. The transcript is spliced from 22 exons. Gene Ontology annotation, biological process: protein phosphorylation. Lineage: Eukaryota; Metazoa; Arthropoda; Arachnida; Araneae; Araneidae. The coding region runs from base 367 to 2946 and encodes 859 amino acids. The record is from RefSeq and is a predicted model, not a curated record. Gene Ontology annotation, molecular function: ATP binding; protein serine/threonine kinase activity.